AUGAUGCUACGCAUUUCGCGACGGUCAUUGGGAUCUUUUAUUCUCAAUCAGCGUGUGACUCCAGACUGGUGGCAGGGAUUUCACAGAGAAGAACGACAUCGAAUUGCACGUGCACGCAUUGAAGAUUUACGUACAUCUGGUGAGAAUAGUAACAUUAGAAGAAAUAUUAGUAAUACUAAUACUCAUACUAGUGGUAGUAGUAGUAGUAGUAGUAAUAGUAAUAGUGAUAGUACGGUUCCUCUAACACUACAAGAGGCGAAUGAACUUGUCAAGACAUAUACACAGAACCACAAUGGUGAAGAUCUUAGUUUUAUUGUGCAGUAUAUUCGUGAGACAUUAGAAGAACCACUAGCUCCAAUGCAUUAUCACUCACUCUUUCGAGUUUUUAACUACACACGUGAUAAGGAUAAUAUUGAACAACUUCUUAAUGUUAUUAUAGAACGACAAGAUGCAGAUAUGGAAACUCAUGCUCGAGUUAUUGAUGCUCUUCACUGUCUUGGAUCUGUAGAUUCACUCACACGGAUUUUACGUGUUAUUGCUACUACACAAACAACUUAUGGAACUCUUUUAUUUGCAGAUGAAUGUCCAUUACUAACAUCCCUUUUACAUCAUGUUACCAAUACGAAUGGUUAUCCUCCUACUGCAUCACUUCUAGUUGCUGUUUGGAUACGUUCGUUUGGUGUUUCUCUCUGUGACUGGGAUUAUAUACAUAUAUUCUCUGCAUUACUAUCACAACCAGAUGAAUUCCCACGUAUACGAAAUACAUUAGGCGUUUUUAACGAAUUUUCUCGUGGUAUGGUUAGUCCUGAGGCAUUCUUUCAAAGACUUGAGAGCCGUGGGGAGUUAUCACCAUCCUCAAGUGCAUUAAGUUUACUUGUUGCCGCUAUGCGAGCCUCCUUAUUGCAAGCUGGUGUAGAUUUGAAAGUACCUAUUACCACUGGUGUCAUCAACACAAGAACGGCAGGAUUACCAGCUAUGAUAGAAUACAUUGUAGAAGAUAUGACAUUAGUGGGAAUUGCAGGGAAAUUACAUGGCGAUCUCUUAGACUGUUAUCAUACACUUGCCUUAUUAUAUAGUACAUUAAGAAAUGAUACGGCAGCAGUAGAAACCAUACGUUAUGUUGCCCGUGAGGUGCGGCGAAGAGAAGAAAGUUUUGAAAUUGAUAGAGGACAUUCUACACUUGGGAUAUCUAAUGAAUGUGUACGUCAUCAUUAUCUUAUGGAUGUAGGGAGUUUACUGAGUCGUGUUAGUAUGCAAACUGUACAAUCGGCACGUCUAGACUUUGCAAAAUUGGCACAAUGUGCAAACUCUGAUGUUUCUGAAAAUGAUGUAGCCGCUGCAGAAAGUUACGCUAUUGUAUUUGUGCGGAGUAAUGAUGAGGCAGAGGAAGCGCUGCGUCAAGUACGAGAGAGUGUGGAUCUCUCUUAUCAUCAUACACGACUUCCUACAAAGUUAAUGUUUCGUCGUUUUGUUGAACUCUGUGUUCGACACCCAAGGAAGAAUUGUAAAAUGACAGCUGCUGGAUUAGAAGAACGGCGUAAAUGGGGUCGAUAUCUCGAUGCCCGUGAUGCCUCACUGGCGUUAUUUGGAUCCGCCAAACAAGCACGUGAUUCAAUGAAACAUUUAUUCUAUAAUGAUAAUAAAAUGCCAGAAUUACGAAGUCCUGCCAUGAUAGAAAGAGAUAUGAAUGAUACCGCAGCGUUAUUUAAAUGGAAGUGUGCACCUACAAUGACUUCACUGCGAAUGCGUACAUCUAUUCCACAUGUUGGUUCUUCACCGGAUUCUGUGCCCCGUCACUUGUGGGAUCCGGAGGUGUAUAAUCCAUACCCGCAAGUGAUGCUUCCAGUAAGUCCAAUGGAAGAUGAACGCAUCACGGAGGAUAUAUUUCAAGAGGUUUGGCGGGUUAUCAUGAAUCCAACACUUGUGGGAACAGACCAAUGGUAUUUGCGAGAUUCAGAAAUGUAUUUACUUCUUAUGCGUUGUCUUAUUCAUCGUCUUGAUUGGGAAGCCGCGGCUCAUCUUACUUUAAAGACAAUGGAGAAUUUGACGUAUACGUACAUGAUGGAUCAUGAUGUGACACUGAUGUUUAGAGAAAUUGGAGAUCCGGCGGGUUGUUUGGCAUUUAAAGUGGCGACAAAACUCUUUGAUGGACGUAUUCUAAAGGAUGGACAAAGUAAACGGGAGAGAUUCCACCAGGAGCAGUUUGGUGAGAUGUGA
Trypanosoma theileri is the source of this 2217-nucleotide messenger RNA. RefSeq lists its product as uncharacterized. The record is from RefSeq and is a predicted model, not a curated record. The coding region runs from base 1 to 2217 and encodes 738 amino acids. The transcript has a single exon. NCBI's taxonomy places the organism in Eukaryota, Euglenozoa, Kinetoplastea, Trypanosomatida, Trypanosomatidae.